CACUUUUGCCGGAACUGCUCGGAUCAGUCGUUCCGUGCUCGCACGAACAUCACUACACUUCCGGCAUCUCAUUCUCGAGCUCUUACCGCGUUUCGUACCGUGUGAGAAAACUGGUCUUGACCUUCACCUGCAAACAUGCCGGAACUGACUGAAAUCACGGAAAGCGCGGCCGCCGCCUCAAGUGCGACCGGAACCACAGAAGCCAAGCUGGAGGAUGCUCUCAGUGACACAGAGACCGAGGACUCUAUCCCGGAGCUGGAGGAUGCAGGAGCGGCUGCAACGACACAACUGGCCAAUGAAAUUCCAGACAUCUCGAAAGCAAAACAGUCGCGUGGCGAAAAGAAAGCCCGCAAGAUCAUGUCCAAGCUGGGGCUGAAGCCGGUCCAGGGCGUGAACCGAGUAACGAUCCGCAAGUCUAAGAACAUCCUGUUCGUGAUAAACAACCCGGACGUGUACAAGAACCCGCACAGCGACACCUACAUCAUCUUCGGCGAGGCCAAGAUCGAAGAUCUCACCCAGCAGGCCCAUGUGGCGGCGGCGGAAAAGUUCAAGGCACCGGAAGCGACACCGGCCACCGGCGAAGCUUCCAGCUCCACGAACGUCGUUACCCCGAUCGCCGAAGAGGAUGAGGAGGAGGUGGACGACACCGGCAUCGACGACAAGGACAUCGAUCUGGUAAUGUCGCAGGCCAACGUGAAACGUGCAAAGGCCAUCCGGGCACUGAAGAACAAUGACAAUGAUAUCGUGAAUGCGAUCAUGGAGCUAACCAUGUAAUA
Anopheles maculipalpis is the source of this 776-nucleotide messenger RNA. RefSeq names its product nascent polypeptide-associated complex subunit alpha (gene Nacalpha). The transcript has 3 exons. The record is from RefSeq and is a predicted model, not a curated record. Gene Ontology annotation, cellular component: nascent polypeptide-associated complex; cytoplasm. The coding region runs from base 136 to 774 and encodes 212 amino acids. Lineage: Eukaryota; Metazoa; Arthropoda; Insecta; Diptera; Culicidae. Gene Ontology annotation, biological process: protein targeting to membrane.